Molecule: messenger RNA, 1010 nt
Organism: Drosophila guanche
Lineage: Eukaryota; Metazoa; Arthropoda; Insecta; Diptera; Drosophilidae
Exons: 1
Coding region: 29-805 (258 amino acids)
Molecular function (GO): RNA binding
Source: RefSeq, a predicted model, not a curated record
ACUUCAAAUAAAAAUAGACACAGAAAUCAUGUCCAAGGCUCGGAGCUACAAAAAAACAAAGUCCAGCUGCAGCAGCUCCUCCGGCUUGGAGGAUUUUCUAAGCGUCACAAAGCUGAGCAUCAGCGACGAGGACAGGCAGGACUCUGCCUGCAAGUCGCUCGAUGCCAUCUCGGAGCAGUCUGCUCCUUCGCAGCAGCUGCCGCAGGUGGAUGUGCCGCUCAAUCCACCUUUUGUGGCGCUCGUCAGCAAUCUGCCCAUGGAGACCAGCGAGCGGGAGCUGCGGCAGCUCUUUGGCCAGCACACAAUUCGCUCCGUCAGCAUGUUGCGACGUGGCAAGCGGCAGCACGGAAGCGCCCAACUGGAGCUGCAGACACGACAGGAUCUGCUCGAGCUGCUCAAGAAGAAUCAGUUGCUGUGUCGCGGUCGUCGCCUGAGCAUCACCUUGUGCCAGGAUCUGGGCGCAGGCGGCGAUGAUUGCUGGAGCAUGCACUCGGAUGGACGCUGGAGUCGUCGCUCGGCCAGUGAUGGACGCCACUCGGGCAGCGAUGCCGAUGAGAGCAGCUCGCAGUUUUCGCUGCCAAGUCGCGCUGAGAAGUCCAACAGUUCCUCGCUGCACAUCAGCCGCAAGCCCAGCAGCAGCGAGCAGCUGGAGCGACGCAUGCAGAUUCGACUGCAAAAGUUGGCGGAGUUUGAGAAUGCCCAAACGGAGCGGCUGCAGCGGGAAGAGGGUGAAGCUCCGCCUGUGCCUAGCAUGUCCUGGCCUGACUUUUGGGCAGAGGUGCAAAAGAGCGAGGACUUGGAAUAGCAAAAAGUGUCACACACUUUACACGAAACAGCUGACCUGGGGGCAGGGUUGCCAAACGAUAAAACUACCACGGAACUAGUUCCAAGAGUUCGCAGUUCAAUGAACUGAAUCUACACUUAAGAACGGUUACUUGCAGCACAGGCAAAGAGUGUUAUUUCGGAUCGUAUAUUUGAGACACAGAAAUAAACGUUUCCUUCAACUCUGA